UUGUGGAGACAAGCGAGUAACGUCACCGAUUUCAUCCUAGGUUAUACGGUCACAGUUUGUAAUAAUUCUGGUUGUCAGUUGACAUCUGUGCUAUGUGGGAAAUUUAGAAUAGGAGAAAAUGUCCCGUGUGUUAUCUACAGCGCAACUAAAGCGGCUAAAUGAGCACAAAUACAGUGCUGAGGGGGUCUCUAUACUUGAGCCUCUGAUGCAGAAGUUCUGGAGAUGGCUUGUGGAGCAGAUUCCGACAACAUGGGCACCGAAUACGAUCACAAGUGUAGGACUGAUUAUAAAUGUCGUCACGACAUUGAUCUUGGUUCUAUAUAGUCCAGAUGCUAAACAGGAACCUCCACGAUGGGCGUACUUCCUGUGUGGACUGGGGUUGUUCGUGUACCAGUCACUAGAUGCCAUCGAUGGUAAACAGGCCAGACGAACAGGGACCAGUUCACCCCUGGGUGAACUCUUUGAUCAUGGGUGUGAUUCCUUGUCAACAGUGUUUGUCAUUCUGGGCACAUGUAUCGCCCUCCAGCUUGGCACCAAUCCAGGUCUGCUGUUUUUUGAGUGUUUUUCUGCGGUCACCUUGUUUUACAUAGCUCAUUGGCAAACAUAUGUGUCAGGCACACUCCGGUUUGGCAAACUGGAUGUUACAGAGGGCCAGUUUUCUAUUAUAGCCAUAUAUUGGGCAUGCUGUUUUAUAUCCCCAUCCUUCUGGAGCUUACCCGUUCCAGUUUUAGGAUUUCCCCUGAAAAUGUUUGUUGUAUAUUUUGGUGUAUUUGGUGCCAUCCUGCAACUGCACUCAAACUUUAGUGUGAUCUUUAUGCAAGGUGGCAGUGGUAAAAAUGGUUCCACUGUUGCGGGAACAAGCACAAUAUUUCCCCUGUUUCCAGUAGCCGCUGUCAUCAUCCUGGCAGUUGUUAUAUACAAGAAGUCCCCUAUUGGUCUCUUUGAGCAGCAUCCCUGUUUGUAUGUGCUCAGUUUUGGGAUGGUGUCAGCAAAGGUCACCAACAGGCUGGUGGUGGCCCACAUGACCAAGAGCGAGAUGGAUCUGUGGGAUUCUGUGUUCAUUGGACCAGCAAUGUUGUUCCUCAACCAAUACUUUAACUCCUUCGUCAAUGAACAUAUUGUCUUAUGGCUCUGCUGUAUCUAUUGCACAUAUGAUUUGAUCCAUUAUUCUGCCAGAGUCUGUAAGGAGAUAUGUGAUUUCCUGAAGAUUAACUGUUUUACUAUACCAAGCAAACAGCCAGACAAUGUGCAGAGGACACGGAAUGGAAAACAGUUUUAACUUCAGACCGGAAAAGUAGCGAGAGAGCAGGCAAGGAGAUUGUUGUGACUUUUAAAAUAUGCUAAUUCAAUCACCAUAUGACAACUUCAUCAUGCACUUAAUAUUUAUUCCUCUUAAGUGUCACCUGACAAUAUUCAUUUUCAUCAGAUGUCCACAUUACUGUAUGCAUGUUGUAUAAUUGUGGUUAUAAUUACACGUACAACACCUCACAACUUGAGGUUACACAUUAUAGUUAUUAUACACAUUGACACUUGAUUACAGUUACAUAUUUCAGGUACUUUAAGUUACACAUUAUAGUUACACAUUAUGUGGACACUGAAAGUUACACAUUUGAGACACAGGAGCUUCAGGACAAGCCAGCAGAAGUCCAUAGCUUUGAUGUCAACAGUUUGUAACUGCAUAAUUGUGGUAAGCGGUAUAGAAGGGUAGUAAAGCUUGUUAGGAAAUGGUUAUCUGCCCUUGGUUUGGGACUUCUUUUGCUUUACCAUACUUUAAACAAACUGGUGAGGUUUUUCUUCCAUAGGAACACUGUCUGAAAGCACUUUUCAUAGGAAGAAAAAGUAAACAGAAAGUUUAAAUAAUUUAAAUAAUUCUUGAGUUUUUUUGGAACUUUUGGAGCAUUUUGUAACAGCACUCAUCAUCAUUGUCAGUGUACAGAACGCCACAGGCGAUAAUUGUACAACUUUGAACUAAACAGUUUGUGUGAACAUUGCAUUAGAGGCCCAAUAUAACAGCAUUUCACCAAAUCCAGACAUUAUUGCCAUUUAUAUCAUUCCAGCUCGAAGUCCUCUCUCUUUUUGGUACAUGUAUAUGUUUUGUCAUUAUACAAAUGUAGGUUUAGUUUGUUGAUGUUUUUUUUUGUAAUUAUUAAGAAAAUUGUAAUACGUAUGCACAAAUUUGUUGCUAAUAUUUUAUUUAGAGUCCACACCAUAGUAUUUAGUAUGCAAUUAAGUUUAGAUGUUUAUGGAUAUGACCCAUGCUGUUUCAGUACAUGCCAUUACAGCGAUCCACACAAUAUACAGGUGAUUUUUUUUACAGCUAAGCAUUUCAUAUUAAUGAUAUUUUUGAGUACGGCAUAAGACCUCAGUUAGAUAAAUAAAUAAAUAAAUUUCAAAUUAAUGUAUGGUGUAAGAAAAUAUGAUGUGUCUUUACCAGGUUUAAAAUUUAAUGCAUGCAAAUAAGACCAAGACCUAACCUGUGACAAAUUUUAGAUACAUUCAGAUUUAAUAAGCCAGCUAUGCCAUUAACACAGCAUGUGUAAGUCUCAGUUGUGAAGCUUUGAAUGAUCUUAUAUUCAGUUGUUGAACAUUGUACCUACGCUGUAACAUGAACAAAAUGAUCUGUAUCCACAUGGAUACUGUGUUAUUAAUAAAAUAUGCUAUAGGUACAUACAUAUAUCACAACUUUUCAACUUGCAAUAAUUUGUUUUUAUUCCAUUGUUAUCUCGGUGAUCAGGGAAAGCAGAACUGCAUUUUAUUCACCUUUUUGACUAAGCCUGUUUUAUUGUUUUAAACUUUGUGUUGAGAUAUGUGUAAAUUUCAUUUACCGGCUCCCUCAUUGCCCGUUCAGAUGUAAUUGUUCUUCUAAGAUGAAUUCAUUCUUGUGUAUUUUUGGUAUUUUAUUUCCACAUGCACUUUAGAAUAUUUCCUCACACAGUUAGUCAUGUAAAUGUCUACACAUUGAAUGAAUGCAUGUGUGCAUUUUUAAAACCCAUGGUAUAAAUGUAUACCUGCAGCAUUUAUAUUUGUUUACAAGAUUGCAGUCAGUACUGAGAUCACUGUCUAGUAUCUGGUUAUGAGCUUGUGUGAGUCAUGUUUUAGCUAGUGCACUGAUCAGUCAUAAAUUUACCAAGCAUCUCUAAAUCAGUUGACAUGCUGUACACUUUUCAGAAUAAGUCAUUUCAUCAGUUUGACCUGAGCAUGGAUUUCUGGUCAAAAAUAACUUGCCAGUACUUUAUACCAAAUCUUCAUCCCUCUCAGCAGUGUUCACGCUGCUAAUACAAUAUGUUCAUGUAGAAUGCUAUGUAAGUGACAGUUGGAAUGGUUAAGUGUUCACCCCGUCUGUGUAAGUACUGUACAUGUAAUCCCUCUAGUGGGAUGAUUUAUAUGUACAUCAGUCGGAAGGAGGGCCAUCAGUGAAUCUUCAGAUAGAAAGGGUUGAAUAAUCAGAAUAAGCACUACUUUCACAUAUACCUGAAAUAUUUUUGUGCCAUAACUAAUGUACAACAACUAACCGUUCCUGUCUGUGCUUCCAAUCAGUGAAGAAAGAAGUUUGCAUCUUAAUUAUCAGUUACCUUCUGUGUAUUAUUUGUGUGCUUUUCAUCUAGUUACCCUUGCAACACUCCCCAUCACCCAACCAUCCCACUCCCCAGCCGUGCCCCACCCCACAGCCGUGCCCCACCCCACAGCCGUGCCCCUCCCCACAGCCGUGCCCCACUCCUUAUUAAUACAAUUUUAAAAUGCCGUUUGUAGGAGAAGGUAGCAGUGUAUGUACGUAUUGUCUGCUAUGGACAACUUGUGAUGCAUCAAUGUAGCUUGGAUGCUGCUUUAUUCAGGUGUGGGAUGUAGGCUGGUGCUACUAUGGGUUAUAAACAUGUGUAAUCCUCAUCUGGCCUCAAUUUGCCUUAAACUUGCUGAUUUCCUCUCAGCAUCAUUAAAUAACAGGUACAUUUUAUUAUGAGAGAUUUUGGCACGAGGAAAUUGCACACAACCUAUAAACCAAACCUGUAAAUGGUGAGAAAAUUUCAUCUAAAUUUUCUGAAAAUAUAAAUUUAUGAUUUUUCUGCUCUUUAUAAUGAGGGUCGGUGCACAAGCCUGAUAGAACAGAUCUAAGUAUUCUUGCCAUGGCUUAUUUUUGUUUUGGUCUGGAUGAACACUGAGGUUAACGAUAGUACAGCCUACAUGUAACAUGCCCAGAUCUAUCAGAAGUACUCCUCUCAGUAGUGGACAUAGGCAAUGGCAACUGUAACCUUCGUGGUGGCUUGUAAAGGGAACGUUCAGAAAACAAGAAAAGAGUUCAACUCAUUUUUCAAAGCCAAAAUACAUGCAUGUACAUUUGGCAAGCCCUAUUGCAUGCCCUCCUGCUGGCAACUUUACAUUUAGGAUAGCGUUGGUAGUGCAAGAACUGAAUUUAUUGUACAUAUUCAAUUACCCUAAAUGACCAUAAAUUUCGUCAAUGGCUAACUCGCCCAUUUUUCCUGAUUCUGAGAGUUCUAUUCAUAUAGAAAUGUGUUCUGAGGUUUGCUUGGAACAUGGGGUGACAUUCUGCUGGAAACUUGCCAGUUUCAACACCAAACAUAAUAAUUUGUGACAUUUAUUUGCCUCUAAAAAUGCACUUUUGUGGACAAAAUUUGAGGUCAUGUAGGGCAUCUUUUUAAAAAAGAGAGAAAAAUUACUCCUAUUAAGUUUUUUUUCACAAAAGCUGUUGUAUUUAUACUACAUGCCCAUCUGCAUCCUGGUAUUAAAUAAUCACCACCAGGCCAAGCUGGAGUGGCACAUUGCCCUUGUCGGUUGAGAACUGAUGGUAUUUUAUUACAAAGAAAGGAGGUUCUUUUUGCCUUAACUUACAUGACUGAUGUAUAAUUAGAGAAAUAUUUAAAUAAAAUACAAUUAGAUUUUUUAAUAUUCUGCAUGGGUGAAAGUAUGGAUAUUCUUUCAUUUGUAUACUGUGAGAACUAUAUGUAUGGUUAUUGAUUUUCAGGUAUUUUAACUAACUUAUUUAGGAUUUAAAUCAUGUGUAUGGAUGAAUAAAGAUAAAUAUGAA
This is a messenger RNA of Liolophura sinensis, 5041 nucleotides long. Its product is annotated as choline/ethanolaminephosphotransferase 1-like. Bases 119 to 1279 code for a protein of 386 amino acids. Lineage: Eukaryota; Metazoa; Mollusca; Polyplacophora; Chitonida; Chitonidae. The transcript is spliced from 8 exons. Gene Ontology annotation, biological process: phosphatidylethanolamine biosynthetic process. Gene Ontology annotation, cellular component: Golgi apparatus; endoplasmic reticulum membrane. The record is from RefSeq and is a predicted model, not a curated record. Gene Ontology annotation, molecular function: ethanolaminephosphotransferase activity; diacylglycerol cholinephosphotransferase activity.